Cadophora gregata is the source of this 930-nucleotide messenger RNA. RefSeq lists its product as uncharacterized. The record is from RefSeq and is a predicted model, not a curated record. The coding region runs from base 1 to 930 and encodes 309 amino acids. The transcript is spliced from 5 exons. Lineage: Eukaryota; Fungi; Ascomycota; Leotiomycetes; Helotiales; Ploettnerulaceae.
AUGCGUCUCAACUCCUACCUCACUGCGGUUCUAACCGCAACCUUGUCUCUCUCCCCUCCUGUUCUCGCAGGAGGCAAACACCACCCGAAGAACUUCUACGCUCGCAAUCUCAAAACUAUAUCCUCAAUCUACAACCUCACCGUCUUCCCCAACAACGUCCCCAUCAUCACACACGGCGGCUCCGCCGUACCCAAAGGUCUCUUUGCCGCCAAUGCCUCCGGCCGUGUCUCGCCUUUAGGAAACUUCACGGGCUUCGAGGACAGCAUUGAGUAUUUCUUUGCGUUGGCACUUACGCCAAAUGAGCCAUCGUUUUCGGUUUUCACGAGUGCGAAGGUUGUGAGCUUUAUUAGCGGGUGUGCGAAUGUGGCGGCUAGUGUGGCGUAUUUGGAGACGAGAGUGUUGAACCCAAAGUCGACGGAUAAUGGGAAGUAUCUCAGUACACUCAAACAGGUAGCAUUCUGGCGCUUCGACGAUGACGGUGCUGUCAUCGCAUACGAUGCAUGGAUCCCCAACCUCAAUAUCUGGAACUUCCUCGCACGGGGAGAGGCAGAUAUCACCAAUCCUUUCGUGCAGCAAGCUUUCAUCCAGCGCAUCUGUCCAACCAUCCAAUCGCUCUGCACGGGUAAAAAUCAGCAAUACACUGACACCAUCUCCUGUAUCGCCUCAAUGACCGCCAAACCCUUCGGCAACUACGACGAAGUAUGGGGCGACAACGUCGCCUGCCGCACCAUCCAUCUCAUCCUCGCAGGCGUACGACCCGACGCACACUGCCCGCACGUCGGACCUGAUGGCGGCAUGAAGUGUGUGAAUGAGCCGUACAAUCAUGGGUACUUCGAUGACGAGGACUUGUUUGGACAGCCGACUGGGAAGACCUUCGUGUGUCCCGAUAAGGAGGAGGAGCAUGAUCCGUAUAGAAUGGAGCUGGUUUGA